Molecule: messenger RNA, 1413 nt
Organism: Nycticebus coucang (slow loris)
Lineage: Eukaryota; Metazoa; Chordata; Mammalia; Primates; Lorisidae
Gene: ANXA4
Product: annexin A4
Exons: 13
Coding region: 190-1149 (319 amino acids)
Cellular component (GO): cytoplasm
Molecular function (GO): calcium ion binding; calcium-dependent phospholipid binding
Source: RefSeq, a predicted model, not a curated record
AAGGGACAACCAGGAACUCCCGCUCAGUCUCCACCCCAAGUGGGGCGGAUCCGCCCAGGAUAAGACGCGCAGUUCGGGCCCGACCAGGGUGUGAUCUCAGCCGCCGCAGAGGACUAGCGCAGCCCGGCCUCUGCGAGAGGGGAACAUCUGUUUGGGUGACUGAACUCUAAUCUUGACAGAGUCACGGCUAUGGCAAGCAAAGGAGGUACUGUCAAAGCUGCCUCGGGAUUCAGUGCUGCCGAAGAUGCCCAGAGCCUGAGGAAAGCCAUGAAAGGGCUCGGCACCGAUGAAGACGCCAUUAUUAGAGUCCUUGCCUACCGCAACACUGCCCAGCGCCAGGAAAUCAGGACAGCCUACAAGACCACCAUUGGCAGGGACCUGAUAGAUGACUUGAAGUCAGAACUGAGUGGCAACUUCGAACAGACAGUAGUGGCAAUGAUGACACCCACUGUGCUGUAUGAUGUGCAGGAGCUGCGGAGGGCCAUGAAGGGAGCCGGCACAGACGAGGGCUGCCUGAUUGAGAUCCUGGCCUCCCGGACCCCUGAGGAGAUCCGACGUAUAAACCAGACCUACCAGCAGCACUAUGGACGGAGCCUUGAAGAUGACAUUUGCUCUGACACGUCAUUCAUGUUCCAACGAGUGCUGGUGUCUCUGUCGGCUGGAGGUAGGGAUGAAGGAAAUUUUCUGGAUGAUGCUCUCAUGAAGCAGGAUGCCCAGGACCUGUAUGAGGCUGGAGAGAAAAAAUGGGGGACAGAUGAGGUGAAAUUUUUAACUAUUCUCUGUUCCCGGAAUCGAAAUCAUCUGUUGCAUGUGUUCGAUGAAUACAAAAGGAUAUCGCAGAAGGAUAUUGAACAGAGUAUUAAAUCUGAAACAUCUGGUAGCUUUGAAGAUACUCUGCUGGCUAUAGUUAAGUGUAUGAGGAACAAAUCUGCAUAUUUUGCUGAAAGGCUUUAUAAAUCGAUGAAGGGCUUGGGCACAGAUGACAACACCCUCAUUAGAGUGAUGGUAUCUCGAGCAGAGAUUGACAUGAUGGAUAUACGGGAGCACUUCAAGAGGCUCUAUGGAAAGUCUCUGUACUCUUUCAUCAAGGGGGACACAUCGGGAGACUACAGGAAGGUUCUGCUCAUUCUCUGUGGAGGAGAUGAUUAAAAUAAAAUCUCAAAAGAAUAGGAGGAUUCACAACACUUUAAAUUUUUUUAACUUUAUUUUUCUACACUGUUAUUAGAGUUAUCUCAAAAUGCUUAUUUCCAAUUAAAACGCCUACAGUUGCCUCCUAGGAGAUACACUGUAUUAUUAUUCAUCGAUAAUUAGUCAUUAUUAUGCUUUAAAGUCAUACUUGCAUUUCGAAGCUCGUAAGACCUAAAUGGAGAUUUAAAAUGAGAAAUAAAAAUGUACUUCAUGUUUUCUAACAGA